This is a messenger RNA of Phragmites australis (common reed), 549 nucleotides long. Its product is annotated as dirigent protein 4-like. The transcript has a single exon. NCBI's taxonomy places the organism in Eukaryota, Viridiplantae, Streptophyta, Magnoliopsida, Poales, Poaceae. The coding region runs from base 1 to 549 and encodes 182 amino acids. The record is from RefSeq and is a predicted model, not a curated record.
AUGUGGACUCCAUCCCUGCUCCUCCUCGUCACCCUGCUUGCCAUCGUCUCCCUCAAAUGCAAAGCUACCACCGAGCUGCUUGGUCCAGAGAAGAUCACCCGCCUCCGCUUCUACCUCCAUGACACCCUGAGCGGGAAGGACCCGAGCGCGGUCCUUGUUGCUCGUGGCGCCGAUCAUAGGGCGAAGACUCGUGAUCCAGUGCCCUUCAGUUCCGUCUACGCCGCCGACGAUGUGCUCACCGAGGGCCCUGCAAGGCGAUCCAAGGUGGUGGGGAACGCUCAAGGCCUGUACGUCGCAUCCGGGAAAGGCGAAGCGGCGCUCGUUCUUGGCAUGGACUUCGAGCUCACGCAGGGUCCGUUCAAUGGCAGCGCGUUCGUCGUGUUCUCGCGGAACACGAUCACGCACCCGGUUGGCAGGGAGCUCGCCAUUGUUGGCGGCCGUGGCGCGUUUCGGAUGGCGCGGGGUUUCGCCUUGCUUCGGACGCAUUACUUGGACGCCAACAAUGGCGAUGCGAUCAUAGAGUAUAACGUGACCCUUUUGCACCAUUGA